Messenger RNA from Malaya genurostris, 1949 nucleotides. RefSeq lists its product as uncharacterized. The transcript has 3 exons. Bases 649 to 1179 code for a protein of 176 amino acids. The record is from RefSeq and is a predicted model, not a curated record. Lineage: Eukaryota; Metazoa; Arthropoda; Insecta; Diptera; Culicidae.
UAUUCUAUAAUGUUACCCAUCGUUGUCCACUUUUCGUUUUCUUUUUCUGCAAUGCAAACGAUCAGCAGCUGGAUGGCGCAAUUGCUUUUGUUUUGUGUUUGGACCUAUUAUUUUAUUAUUUAAACAAUGUUUACGUAAUAAACGAGGUAUUAACAAUAAUCUUACACCUUCUUCCAUUCGCUUCGCGAAAGAAUUAGAGAAAAUACUCAAACGGGGAAAAAGUUAUUAAGCUAUUAAAUCUGGAGUAAUUUUGUUCCACUUUUGUGUUGUGACAUUUUGAAAAUGGAAUCACAUGAGAUUAGUAAAGAAAGACGUAGUCCUACGUCAAACGUUCGAACCUUUACAGCAGGUGUAGAAAUCUUAUCGUUGGGAAGUGAGAUGCUAACGUGCAGUGCAGAUAAUUUGAGCUCCAAAAACUUUGCACCGGAAAUGCCCCACAUGCACACGUCAUUAAAAAUAGUAUUAGUAACACAUUUCAGUAAUCUAUAGGUGAGAUUAAUUAAUUGUGUAAUUAAACAAGUUUCAGACUCGUGCUUUCCAAUGUAAACAUGCACCAGAUCAAAGUUAAACCUUGUCAAGAUAGCAGCUUACAGAAAUAAAGUUAAAAUUAGUCAACGGUUGCAUCAGUCGUACACUUCCAUUGCAAUCAUGGGCCAAAUAGUUCCUGUUUGCGUGAUGGUGCUCUGUGCUGUCCUCUAUCACUCGACCUUGGAGGCCAAUGCAUUGCGCUACGAGAUUAUAAUCGAUAGAUUCGAACCAUUUCCAAACACCGAUUCAAGCUUACUAAGCUUCGGAACAUUGCGACUUUCCAGGAAGGCCCGGAACGUGUUCGUUGUCACUGGAGCGUUCGAAUUGUUCAAGAAUGUGGAUAACGACUAUAAGAUCUCAACUGAGCUUUUUUUCGCGCAAUCGACAUCACCUUUGUUCUCGAGCACAUCCGGAGCUUGUGAUACCAUGAGCAGUGAUAACGAAUUGUUGAAUAGAUUACGAAAUGUGUCAAAUUUACCCCCGCCGGGAACAUGUCCGAUAAAAAAGGGCGUUUACCAAAUUGACGAUUAUGUGCUGGAUGAAAAUCAACUUCCAGUGAUGGCUUGGAAAGGAACUUACAAAAUUGUUAUAAAAUAUAUUCACAAUUCGGAAAUUAAGGUUGGUUCAACAUGGCAUUUUUCUAUAGUGUGAAGGAGUAAAUGAUUCAAUAUAUUGGACGGAGUAUCCAGGAGGUCCGAAUCAGAAUGUAAAAUCGAAACAACUUUAUUCACUAAAUAUUUCUAUUUGCGUAGGAAAAAAACAUAUCUAAAAAAGCUAUUUGUUGAGACGAAACAUCGGAAUGGACUUUUGUUGGCGAUUGAGUUGAAUAGAAUCACACAACAAUCCGUUUAUAUUGCACAGAAGCUGACAACCCGAAUAAAUCGGAACCAUUUCUUUACGUCCACAGGAAUGGAAUUUCUAAAAUAAAUUAUUCUCUUAUUGUUUAGAAAACGAUAAAUCGACGUUUCCGAUAAUCUUAUUGACCAUUUCCCAUAUGGUCAGACCUGAUUUUACGAUAUACCGAAAACGAUGAAAGAAAUGGUUCUAGCAUUAUUCUCACUCAGUGAACAUCCCCACAGUUUCAAUACCACAGUAUUGUUUGUAUAGUUGUAAUUGUUUUUGGUUUGAAUCCAUCUAACGCGUAGUUUGAGUUAUGUGUGGCGGUACGGCAAUGUCGUGACGAAAGGUGGGAAAAGCCGUACGGCCACCGCAGACGAGCUGGGAAAAUUAGCAUUACAUUUACUAUUUUGACCUUUAUGGGGCAGCUGGGAGACAGCGUAUGCUAGAAGCAUAGGUCGGGGAAACGCUUUUAAGAGCAAUUGUAAGGACCUAUUAUUUUGUAUGCACGUAUGUGCCAAUUAUGAAUGCAUACUCUAGAACUACAUAAUUUGGCUUACGUUUGAGAAACAGUUGAUUGAGAA